Messenger RNA from Alnus glutinosa, 1938 nucleotides. Its product is annotated as fatty-acid-binding protein 2. NCBI's taxonomy places the organism in Eukaryota, Viridiplantae, Streptophyta, Magnoliopsida, Fagales, Betulaceae. Gene Ontology annotation, cellular component: chloroplast stroma. Gene Ontology annotation, molecular function: fatty acid binding; intramolecular lyase activity. The record is from RefSeq and is a predicted model, not a curated record. The coding region runs from base 391 to 1683 and encodes 430 amino acids. The transcript is spliced from 12 exons.
CUUUGAAUUGAAUCAAACUCUGACGUGUUUCCCUUUCGUGCCCAAAGCAUAUUCCUUUUUAUAGCUUUCGCUCCCUCUUCUCUUCACAAAAUCCCAAAAAAAAAAAAAAAAAAACCCCUAACUUGCAAAUGCAGAAGGCUUCAACCUCGUGAUCCCGUCGUUGAAGCUUUCUGCUUCUUAAUUUCAGGUUGUCUGGAAAAUUAAGACCUUGGUCUUAUUAAGUCUAACGUUUGAAUCCUUUGGGUGUAAACAAUUCCUUGGAGCCAACCCACCAGCGAAGCCGGAAUAUUACCCGAUUCAUGUGGAGGGCUGCUUUGCGCGGGUCCGAGGUUUACUUAAUAGGGGAGCUUUGAAGUCUGUACACCGGAUAUUGUAAGGACCUAACAAAAUAUGCGGAAUAAUUGGUUGUUUUUCAUGGAUCUUGAUGGAAGCUCUCGAGACAUCUUUCCAAUUGAGCCCCUUGUAUUGCACAAUUAUGGGGGUCAUUUAUUUUCGCAGAUUAGUUCAUUUGUUGAUAAUUCUAUAUACCAAUCUCGAAACCUGUAUGCCCCUGGGAGUAUGGCUCUUCGAGAAGCAUUUAGCUGUGUGUCAAAGUUAGCUGGUGCAUUACUUUUUUGGAUAUCUAGUACGUCCACAUCAAAUUUGACUCAGGACAUAGCCAGCAGUUCACAUGGUCCGGAACCCAAAAGCUGUGCGUCUUCUACACAAGUUAAGCACAUUAUUUCUAGUAGACAAAAUCUUGCUGGAUUUCGCUUUAUUCGAUCAAAAGGAAAAUCUUCCACCCCAGUGCGUUUUGAUAAGAUUUCAAGUUUCAUGAUGAAGCUCAUGUCCAGAGAAACCAAAAGGCUUCAAUCAUAUCCUUUGCUCUCAUUAGCUGCUGCACUUGUACCACCAUUUGAUAACUUAUCUUCCGAGGUACUAGCUGUUUCAUUGGAGAAUACUGAUGUACAAGUGAAUGGAUAUAUGGAUCAAAGGCCUUGUGAGGUUGAGAAUCAACGAUGUGGUGAUCUAUCAUUUCCUGACUUGAUCUGGACAAGACAUGCCGUGGAGCCCAGAACUGGCAUUGAGUUUCCUAUGAUUCGGGACACCAUUUUAGCUGGAGAGAAGAGUUCCAGUUUAAGUUCAGAGGUUCUCGUUGGAACUGGAUCAAGAACUAUGAAAAUAAUCAAAAUCAAAUCUCUUAAGGUCUAUGCAUUUGGUUUUUAUGUUCAUCCCUACUCUGUCUGCGAGAAAUUGGGUCCAAAGUAUGCUUCAGUUUCCGUGGACGAACUAAAUAAACGCCAGGAUUUUUAUCAGGAUCUUCUCAGGGAGGAUAUUAAUAUGGCUGUUAGGCUUGUAGUGAAUUGCAAUGGGAUGAAAAUCAAUGCUGUGAAAGAUGCUUUCGAGAAAUCCCUUCGAGGCCGACUGGUAAAGAUAAACCCAGACACCGAUUACCAUUGCCUAAGAACGUUUGGUUCAUACUUCAAACAAGAUACUCCAAUACCUGCGGGAACGACAAUUGAUUUUCGACGAACGGCUGAUGGACAGCUAAUUACUGAAAUUGGAGGUAACCAGAUUGGAGCAGUCCAUAGCAAGGAUUUGUGUAGGGCUUUGUUUGACAUGUACAUCGGAGAUGUUCCGGUGUCAGAGCAAACGAAAGAAGAGAUUGGCAAAAAUGUAGCGAAUCUCAUUAGAAGGUGCUGAACUGGUUGAUUUCCUUACUCCAUUGCCCCCCUUUUUUAUAUGGGAAAGUGGUUGGCCCGUUACAUAAUAAUAGUAGGUCUGUUGUGGAGGAUUUAUUUGAUGGCGGCCGGAGAAAACAGCCGGCCGCAUGUCGGGGGGGUUGCAUACAUGGUAUAGCUCAAGUUUAAUUGCCCUCUCUGCAAUUCAUUGUACCCUUUUAUUUGGGAUUCACAUCAAUUAGAUCACUGUUAGAUUUAUGUUUUUAUACCCCCCCCC